AUGAGGAAUCAUUCAAUGCAGACAAAGUUUAUUCUUUUGGGUCUGACAGAUGACCCUGAAUUGCAGGUUGUAAUUUUCCUCUUUCUAUUUUUUACCUACUUGUUGAGUGUAACAGGAAACUUAACCAUCAUCAUUCUCACUCUGCUGGAAUCCUACCUGAAGACACCUAUGUAUUUCUUCCUAAGGAAUUUCUCCUUUUUAGAAAUCUCGUUCACAACUGUUUGUAUUCCACGGUUCCUGGUGAGCCUUGUGACAAAGGACAGAACUAUUUCCUAUAUAAGUUGUAUGACUCAGUUGUUUUUUUUUUUUAUCUUUUUGGGAGUAACUGAAUUUUAUCUUCUGGCGGCUAUGUCCUAUGACCAUUAUGUGGCUAUAUGUAGACCUCUCCACCAUACCACCAUCAUGAGCAACAAAGUUUGCUACCAACUUGUACUCAGCUCUUGGGUAACUGGAUUCCUGAUCAUCUUUCCUCCAAUCAUCUUGGGACUCAAGCUGGAAUUCUGUGCUUCCAAUGUCACUGAUCACUUUAUUUGUGAUUCUUCUCCCAUCCUGCAGAUCUCUUGUUCAGAUACACAUUUCCUAGAGCUAAUGUCCUUUUUCUUGGCUGUGCUGACACUAAUGGUCACAUUGUUGUUAGUGCUUCUCUCCUAUGGCUACAUUAUCAAGCUAAUUCUCAAAUUCCCUUCUGCUCAGCAAAGGACUAAAGCCUUUUCUACCUGUUCUUCCCACAUGAUUGUAGUUUCCAUCUCUUAUGGUAGCUGCAUCUUCAUGUAUAUAAGACCAUCAGCAAAUGACAGAGUGACUUUAAGCAAAGGAGUGGCUGUGCUCAAUACCUCAGUUGCCCCCUUAUGGAAUCCCUUCAUUUAUACACUAGGAAUCAGCAAGUGA
Molecule: messenger RNA, 888 nt
Organism: Enhydra lutris kenyoni (northern sea otter)
Lineage: Eukaryota; Metazoa; Chordata; Mammalia; Carnivora; Mustelidae
Product: olfactory receptor 6C6-like
Exons: 1
Coding region: 1-888 (295 amino acids)
Biological process (GO): G protein-coupled receptor signaling pathway
Cellular component (GO): membrane
Molecular function (GO): G protein-coupled receptor activity; olfactory receptor activity
Source: RefSeq, a predicted model, not a curated record